GCCAUGAAGUAAUUACCAACAAUACCAUUUUGACGCCCUAAUUUCACCUAAUCAAAUUUCAUUGAAUUCACAACACAAAAGAAAUUCAAAGAAAGCCACACUUCUUCUUCCUCCAUUUCCUCUCCACCUUCAUCAAAUCUCUGCCUCCAAUCAAAUCAACCCCUCUAACUGCUGUAGAUCUGUACAAAUUCUUGCUCCAAAUUUCAACCCGACCCUACUCAAUUUUUUUUGGGUCUUUGUAUGAUACCCUGAGAAAUUCCCGAUUUUCCCCCUCAGAUUUUGUUAGUCUAGUCCCCAAUCGCAACCCCAUUUCGAGAAUUCGCCAACGGGUUCCGAAUCCAGCGACCCUCAGGAAACCCUAGCUUCGUGCCGUAUAGAGUUUAGCAGCGUCUUGUACAUUGUUUUUGCGUAGAAAUUUUUGGUUUUUAGAUCGGAAGAUGAACAAUAGAGAUAGAGAGAGGUACCCACCUGGGAUGGGGUUAGGAAGAGGGUUGAACUCGAACCCUGGGUUUCAACCGAGACCACAUCAGCAACAUCAAUAUGUGCAGAGGCACAUGGUGCAGCACCAUCAUCCGCAACAGUAUCAACAGAACCACCAGCACCACCAGCAGCAGCAACAACAGCAUCAUCAACACCAUCAACAUCAGCAGCAGCAACAACAACAACAGCAACAGUGGUUGAGAAGGAACCAGUUAGGUGGUGGGACCGACACCAACGUUGUGGAGGAGGUUGAGAAGACUGUACAGUCUGAAGCCGUUGACUCAAGUUCACAAGAUUGGAAGGCAAGACUAAAUAUCCCUGCACCUGAUACACGCUACAAGACAGAGGAUGUGACAGCAACUAAAGGCAAUGAAUUUGAGGAUUACUUUUUGAAGCGUGAGCUGCUUAUGGGAAUAUACGAGAAGGGUUUUGAGAGACCAUCUCCUAUCCAAGAAGAAAGCAUUCCAAUUGCUCUUACUGGUAGUGACAUUCUUGCUAGGGCUAAAAAUGGAACUGGCAAAACUGCUGCAUUUUGUAUUCCUGCAUUGGAAAAAAUUGAUCAGGAUAAUAAUGUUAUUCAAGUUGUAAUAUUGGUCCCAACUCGAGAGCUGGCUUUGCAAACAUCCCAAGUGUGUAAAGAACUUGGAAAACAUUUGAAAAUUCAAGUUAUGGUUACAACAGGUGGUACCAGCCUGAAAGAUGAUAUUAUGCGUUUAUAUCAACCAGUUCAUCUGCUAGUUGGAACUCCAGGAAGAAUAUUAGAUCUUGCAAAGAAGGGUGUUUGCAUUCUGAAGGAUUGCUCUAUGCUUGUUAUGGAUGAGGCUGAUAAGCUUCUCUCCCCAGAGUUCCAACCUUCCAUAGAACAGCUGAUUCAAUUUCUUCCUGGAACCCGUCAAAUUCUGAUGUUUUCUGCUACGUUUCCUGUUACUGUUAGGGACUUCAAAGAUAGAUAUCUACGUAAGCCAUAUGUUAUUAACCUUAUGGAUGAGCUAACUCUGAAAGGUAUUACACAAUAUUAUGCAUUUGUGGAAGAGAGGCAGAAAGUCCACUGCCUAAAUACUCUUUUCUCUAAGCUUCAAAUAAACCAGUCAAUCAUUUUCUGCAAUUCCGUGAAUCGGGUUGAACUUCUUGCCAAGAAAAUCACUGAACUUGGGUAUUCGUGUUUCUAUAUCCAUGCAAAGAUGUUGCAAGACCACCGUAAUAGAGUAUUUCAUGACUUCCGCAAUGGUGCCUGCAGAAAUCUUGUUUGUACUGAUCUCUUCACUAGGGGAAUAGACAUCCAAGCAGUGAAUGUUGUUAUUAAUUUUGAUUUUCCCAAAAACUCAGAAACCUACCUACACAGGGUUGGUCGUUCAGGGAGGUUUGGGCACCUAGGUUUAGCGGUGAACUUGAUCACCUAUGAGGAUCGCUUCAAUUUAUAUAGAAUUGAACAAGAACUUGGCACUGAAAUAAAACAAAUUCCGCCACACAUUGAUCAAGCAAUAUAUUGCCGGUGAUUGGUGAUAAAUACCUUGAUUGUAUUCACAACUGUGGUAGAUGUGAGUGUUGGUGAAGCAGGUGUGAAUACUUUGUAUUAGGAUGCACUAUGAAAAUAGGGGAAUUGUCAGACCCUUUGUUGAAUGUUUUUUCGUUAAUUUCUGGGUUUUGAGAGCUCUUAAACACUAUGAUUAGGACUUUCAGAAAUGUUACAUAAAUGGCGGGUCCAGUUUGGGUUUUGAUGGUUUACAUUUGCAGGUGUUGUUACUCCAAACUUUGAUUUCCUCAGUAAUCCUUUUAACUGUUUACUUGGGAAUGUACCUUACUAUCAAGACGUCCGUUUUUGAUUCUAGAAUAAUAUGCUGUUUGUUUUGCCAA
Vigna unguiculata (cowpea) is the source of this 2334-nucleotide messenger RNA. Its product is annotated as DEAD-box ATP-dependent RNA helicase 8-like. The record is from RefSeq and is a predicted model, not a curated record. NCBI's taxonomy places the organism in Eukaryota, Viridiplantae, Streptophyta, Magnoliopsida, Fabales, Fabaceae. Gene Ontology annotation, molecular function: RNA helicase activity; nucleic acid binding; ATP binding.